Messenger RNA from Neurospora hispaniola, 1696 nucleotides. RefSeq lists its product as uncharacterized. The transcript has a single exon. NCBI's taxonomy places the organism in Eukaryota, Fungi, Ascomycota, Sordariomycetes, Sordariales, Sordariaceae. The record is from RefSeq and is a predicted model, not a curated record. The coding region runs from base 420 to 1448 and encodes 342 amino acids.
CGCUUUCCUUAAUCUUUCCCGUCGCUUGUAUUAAGCGAAGCAUUGUAUAUUACGAACUGCCAAAAGGUGAAUCAUAUGUAAAAAAAAAAAAACUGUCGAGGACCAAAGGUCCGAGUUCAAGCAAAGAUUUGGCACUAAUGAACAUAUCUGUUCAAUAAUCUAGUCUGACCGAGCAAACCUGCUAACAUCUUUGUCAUCAGGCAUCUUCACGCUAGUCAUACUUACGAAGCUCUUUGUUCCGUCCGGUUUAGGCUGUUCUAGCAGCUGGCAAGGAAAGCAGCAUCCUCAAGUCUCCAUAAAGUCGACUUUCCGAACGGCAAGGUUUUCUCUUUUGCGCCGCGUUUCUAUGAGAAAUACGGCAAUCCGUCCUCGGCUUCCAUCUGUCUUUUUCUCUCCACACGUCACUUUAUGUCCCUAUUAUGCCCCCGAUCACGACCUUGGCGAGGUUUGUCGACGCCGUUACAAAUCAGAAAAGGGGAGAACCAUUCGACAGCGACGAUGCCACCAGCAUAUACACAGGAGGAAGGCUGCUCAUCAUCAUCCUAAGCAGCGCCAUCCCAGUCGUGGCCAUCUCCUUGGCGGCUGUUGUGCUCUGUCUAUGCUGGAGGAAGAAAAGACGGCAGAUACGAGUCUUUUCGCGAACCGUUACACCUGUCGAUGAUGAGGAAAUUGCAACAUGGAAAAUCCCAAAGAGUGAGGAGGCCGGGUUUACGACCAUGGACGACACCGACGUAGAGGGAAAGAGCAGAUCGGCAACAGGGGAUCGUUUAAACACCAGCCAUGGGAAACAGCCAUCAACAAGCUCGGUAAAGAAGCCGGCAAGCGUCAUCGUCUACAUCAACCCUGACGAUCAAGCAGCUGGAGAAACCCGGAAAUCAUUCGACGAAGGCUUCAUGCCUCGGUCCGCCGCUCAUAGCACCCACAGCGGCUAUUAUGGAAGAACGAGCAUCGACCACACGCCACUACCACCAACCCCUAUCCUCGCAAGGGCUCCCAACUCCCGAGCCGGGCUCACAGACGACACGGUCCCCGGCGAUGUUCCAUUCAUACUGACGCCCAAGCGCCAGCCCUCUCGGCUGCACAAGCUACCGCCAGGUGCACAUGCCGUCGUAUCAUCACCAGGUCCGAGACAUGGGAGGAAGAAGAGUUCCAAGAGCAGCACCAGCAGCAUAGGUGGUUAUUCAAACUUCAACAACAACAACAACAACAACAACAACAACUACCACAACAACAACAGGGCGGCAUACUACCGAGGCGGAGGCUAUACAUCCGAUACAGGAAAGGGGUUUCCUGGGCGACAUUCCAUCGACCACGCUCGCACCCGUAGCAUGCACCAUUCACGUCUUCAGUCGGGAGUGACAGUUCCUCCGAGGCUGUCGCUUGGCGAUGAUGCGCUUUCAAGGAGACAGUUUUUGAGAGAAGAAGAAAUCGGACGGGCCAUUGGGUGAUUUGAGUUAUUGCCUACGCUUUGACUCUCUCUUCCAGUUCCAUCUCCAUCUCCGGCUGGCUGGAAAGCCAUGUUCAUUUUUUCCCCCCUACAGAUCCAUGAUCGACCAAUUCACACCGAGGUGCUGGAAGCUACCUUACUCAGUUUACAAAAGUUCUCUGGAUCUGAGGCCUAGUUAUGCCUUGGACACAUUAAUGCUGGCUCAUUGCCAAAAUGCAGGAACAUUUUUUUUUUGCUUUUCUUUUGUUG